This is a messenger RNA of Triticum turgidum subsp. durum (durum wheat), 480 nucleotides long. The record is from the annotation of a GenBank genome assembly. Lineage: Eukaryota; Viridiplantae; Streptophyta; Magnoliopsida; Poales; Poaceae.
AUGGGCAGGCGCUUCCCAGCCGCCGCCCUAGCCGCCGCUGUCCGCCCCUACGCCCGCUUCUCCCCCGCCGCUAGCAAGGCAGCGAAGACCCCGACCGCUCCGCUGGAUACUCCCAGGAACGCCGGUCCCGGCGCCGCCGCCGGGGCCAGCUCUGGACGGGCCGAGGUGCGGGAUGUGGCGGCGGCAUGCGGGAUGCAGGAGGACGACCGGGUGCCGCUCGCGGAGGUGGUUUUGGACUGCACGAAGCGGUGGUUCCAGGACACGCUCAAGGAGGCGCGCGCCGGCGACGCCGCCAUGCAGGUCCUCGUCGGUCAGAUGUACCGCAGCGGCUACGGCGUCAACAAGAACGAGCACAAGUCUAGAAUUUGGAUGGAGAAAGCAUCAAGAUAUCGGUCUACAGUCUGGAAAGUUUGCAAUAAACGCCCAGGGUACAAUGCUAGUGACUCAGAUUCAGAUGAUGUUAAGGAAACAGGCAAAUAA